UUGCGCGAAAAAAUGGCGCACGAAUUGUUUGUGGUCGCAGCAUAGUGCAUUUCAAAAUAUGGUUUUAAAGCCGGGCUGCUACAGUUAAAAACACAUUACUAUUUAAGUAAAAUCAAUGUCGGACAUUAAACGAGUGAGUUUAACGUCAUUCGAGCCCCCUAGGGCGAAGCCCGAAGCCAAAAAACAUUCCAGAACGGUGCGGAUUCGGGUCAAGCUGCCCGAAUCCAACGAAGACAAAUGUCCGGAAUUCAACUAUAAGGACGAGCUAGCGGCUGCAAAGAAAAAACUCAAACAAAAUGGCAAAGAACCCAACAACGUCCCAAACGGUUUGGACCCAUUCGGCGAAGAAAACGACGACGAUGUCCGACGUAUCGCCUUGGAAAUGGAAGCCAAAUAUGGCAAUGUAGGGAGUUCUGGCCCCAAAAAAAAACGCCAGGGCCGCAAAGACGACUACGCUGACAUCGGAGCAGGCUACGAUGAGUCAGAUUCUUUCAUAGACGAUACAGAUGGGUAUGACGAAAUUAUACCCCACAAUGUUACUACUGCUAGAGGGGGCUUUUACAUAAACAGCGGAGCCUUAGAGUUUAAAAAAGAUGAUGAAAUCACGUCUGAAGUAUCUUCUAGCAGUAGCUCUAGUGAAAGUGAAGAAGAAGAAAAGAGUCCAGAGAAAGUUAACAGAAAAAGAGUACUGGAUACAACUGAUGAAGAAGAGGAGGACAGCAACAAAAGUGCCCCAGCGGUUGUUGCAGAAACUCCAAACAUUAGCAUGCACCAGGCCAUUAAAAAGAAACUUUUUAGUACUGAGAAAAUUCAAAUUAAAAAACGCAAACUCGCCGAUCAACAAAAGAACACUGUCAAAGAACUGUUGAGAGAGAAAAGAACUGAAACUAGUAAUAUUAAUGCUAAUAAUAGUAGUGAUAAAGACACUUCAAAAGAAAACAAAAAACCGAUGAAGUUAAGCAGCGUAGACGACACAAUAGAUUCAGUAAUUAACCGGGAAAUUCUCUUGACAGACAGAAAAAUCGAAAAUAAAAUCGUCCUUCCUGAAUCAAUUAUUCCAGAAUCCAACAGAAAUGGCGAACAAUUGUUGGAUACUGAUGCAAGCGAUACUGACACCUCGAAACAAGAGUAUGUCAAGCUACCUGAAAAUCUGCCAGCGGACAUUUCAGAGCUGAUUGAAAACAUCAAAGCGGCUGCUGCAAACUACAAAGAUGGAAAAAAGUUGAAGUUUUUUAGUGGAGAUGUUAAUACUAUGUUAUUGAAUUUGGAACGUAAGUGUAAAGUAUUGGGAAGAUCCUCUAGGGCAAGAGUCUAUGAACACUUGGCUCCAUUUGUCAGGUGUCGCAAAGAGACGCUGAUGAAGCGAGCCAAAAAUCUGGUCUACCAAAGCGAACAACAGAAAUUGACGAAUACGAUUGCCAACUUGAGAGGUCAAAUUGACAGGUUGAUGCCGGCCUUGCAAGCAAAUUAUGAUUUGGAUUGUCAGAGGAUGGCGCUGAGAAAGCUGUCUCAAGAAGUGUCUGACAAUGAGACAAUCAAACAACUAAACAUGCCUAGAAGAAGAUUUCCAUUACACGAGGAUAUGAAGCAAAUUCUCAGGGACAUAGUUACCAGCAAAAGACGUUGCUUUAUACACGAAGGCCAACCUAAAACCGCCUUGGAAAACAUACUAAUCGACUAUUUAAAAACGGAAAUUUUGGGCUUAUGGCCCGACGGUUGGAUGUCAAUGGCAGUCCUAAAGAAAUUCUUCAAUAGCGUCCCAAUGAAAACCCCCGAUCCCAAACUCCUUAUUGGCAAACAACAAAAAGCCCCAAGCAACAACGUAAAACCUUUGAAUUUAGGUCCAAAACUAAACGAAGUCAGACAAGAUAAAAUAGUGCAAACGAUAAUUGUACCGGAAAAAGUGAAAAACCACGCUGACAAUGGAGUGAUAGUUUUAGGUAGCAGCAAAAUAAAAGACGAAUCAUCUGUGAUACAUCCUAACACGCACUGCCAAAUAAUCGAUCUCACCGAUACCCCAAAAAGCAGUCAGCAAUUUCAAAAACUAAAAGAGAAAUUUCCAAAUUUGAGCGUCACAACCAAUCAUCAUUUACAAAACGACCCUGACGAUGUCCAAAAAGUCAUGGAGAGCCUUAAAGCCUUGCAGCAGCUGUCUUCGCCUUCAAAAGGUGAAAUUUCCAAUCCUGCAGUGUCAGUGAUAGCCAUCAACAAAAAUUAUUCGAAUUCUUCCAGUCAAAAUAGCGCAGCUGCUAGUAAAGAAAGGACGAGUUUUAGUGGGGCUUUCGGCUACCAUCCAGUGGAUCAAAAACAAUUAUUUGCUUCAACAUCCAAGACUGGAUUUAAUAAUAAAUAAGUUUGGUUUGUUGAUUUGAAAAUGAAGCAGCCUUAAAGCCGCGUACAGACUGAAUUUUCAACGCUAGCCAAGGACACAUGUGAACUAUGUUGCUAUUGGCCUUGGUAUGUACGCGGCUUUAGAUUUUCUGCUGCAUUCAAAAACAACUAUACCCAACAACAUUAUUGUUUUUCUUUUUUUGUUUGUAUAGUUUUCUUUUAUACUAUGUAUAUAGAAAUUAUUUUUACUGCCUUUUUUCGUUAUAAUUUUUUUGAAUUCAAAUCUAGUUUUUCAUAAAUUCGAUAAGAGUUAAUGUAAAUUACCAAAAAAUUGAUUGUUUAUAGAUAGAAAUUAAAUUAAUUUUUAACUCUUA
Ceutorhynchus assimilis (cabbage seed weevil) is the source of this 2705-nucleotide messenger RNA. Lineage: Eukaryota; Metazoa; Arthropoda; Insecta; Coleoptera; Curculionidae. The record is from the annotation of a GenBank genome assembly.